AUGGAUAACCCUACACCAACCCCCAGGUUAAAGCGACCAUCUGUCCAGGACGAGGACGAGGUUCGGAAGUCGCAGCGGCGCAGAUUAUCAUCUGGUGACUCCCUAAUAGAAACACUACUUCGUGUCCAGAAACUGAUUUCGUCGCAGAUGGCAGAGAGUCCAGGCAGUAAUGCUGAUAAUUCCAAGAACAACCGACGUCGUAGAGGCGAGGAGCGCUCGAAGGUCAGUAUUAAGAGCAACUCACCCUCAGUCUCGCGUCGCCAGCCAUAUGGUCGACAAAGACCCAGACCGAAACUACGACAGAUAGUUCCAGCUGCUUCGGCACCGAACUCCUCGGUUUUUGAGAAUCAGCAACAAGAGUAUGAACUACAGGCAAUGCUUAACAGUCGCUCGAAGAGAAUCACAGGUCGGAUGGAUGUUGCCCUUACCCUUUUACCGCAAAUCCCUUUUCCUUAUGGUGCUGGUCAGCAGUCCUCGUACUAUCAUCCGAGCUAUACAUCACCAAUGGAUGCAGAACGGAGACACUCGUAUCAUCGAUAUGGUGCGUCUUACGGGAACAUACCCACUGGGAGUGGAGACAGUAGUCUGUUACAAGCACGUGGUGUUGCAGGGUUCAUUUCGGCUCCAGCAUACCCACCCGCCAGCCUUUCCCAGCCAAUUCCUGCAGCAGGAACUUACCAUCAAUGGAACACAUAUGACAAUCUGAUCACAGGGCAGCGUGGUCAGCCGCAAGGUCCAGGUAGCUUGGCUGGCUUUCCUCCUCCAGAAGGCCCGGACCCUCGACUAAUGGGCCCGCCACAAUAUUACCAGUCGGCCGUUACGAACGGGUAUCCAGCGAUGCCUUCGACUGGGCUAUCAAUGCGCUCAGCGGGUCCAUCAGAUGGAGUGUCGCCAGGUAGCUAUUAUAGCCAACAUCAGCCGUUACCAACGCAGUUCGGCAUGGCUACAGCCCCAGGCAUGAGUAUUAGGCCACCGCACCAACCAAUGGCAUAUUCAGCAGUGCCUGUGAACGAUCCACCGGGCAACUACAGCGGUUUCGCGCCUCCGAGGUCUUCUCAGACCAAUUUCAGGACCGGACUUCAGGCACAGACCCAGUUCGCUUCGCCUGGGCCGGGCCAGUCAGAUCCAUCAUUGCAGACACAAACCUCACCCAUGGGCUUUCCACCACACCUCGGUAUCCCCGCCCAGUACUCGAGCUAUGUCAACUUGCCGCUGCCAUACCCGCCGCCCAUGUCCAACAACGCUGGCCCUUCAGAAACGCGGGCAGCGCCAAUUCCCACACGGAGUAUACCAAACACCUUACCCCUUCCUUCUUCUCCCAAGGUGCCAGUAGCCGAAGCAAGCGCACAGCUACUUGAGGAGCCGUCGCAGCAAAAUGCUCAAGAUAGUACCUCUUUCAAUAUCUUGAACUGGGAUCCCACAAGCCCUUAUCUUAUGGGUCCAGAAGAAAUCGAGCAGAUAAGAAGGUUGUGCCUCGCUGGAGCGACAGGCGAGAAUGGAAACGAGGGUCUAGAUGAGUCUGGUCUUCCCUAG
This is a messenger RNA of Bipolaris oryzae ATCC 44560, 1533 nucleotides long. RefSeq lists its product as uncharacterized. The record is from RefSeq and is a predicted model, not a curated record. The coding region runs from base 1 to 1533 and encodes 510 amino acids. Lineage: Eukaryota; Fungi; Ascomycota; Dothideomycetes; Pleosporales; Pleosporaceae. The transcript is spliced from 2 exons.